GAAAUUAAAUCUCUUUUCAAAGACAUAAAAAGAUGCCUCGUGGAACAUUUGAAGUUAUUCUGAUCAGUGCCAAAGGCAUAGACAACAAUGAUUUUCUGACAAACAUUGAUCCUUAUGUGAUUCUCUCAUACCGUUCUCAAGAGCACAAAAGCACUGUGGCAGAAGGUGCUGGAUCCAACCCACAAUGGAAUGAAAGCUUUCUUUUCACUGUUUCUGACAGUGCUUGUGAGCUUAAUCUGAAGAUCAUGGAUAAAGACAAUUUUAGUCAAGAUGAUUUCCUUGGCGAGGCAACGAUUACUCUUGAUGCAGUGUUUGAUGAGGGUAGCCAUCCAGAGACUUCUUACAAUGUUGUGAAGGACAAAGAAUACUGUGGAGAGAUCAAGGUUGCUCUCACUUUUACUGCUGAGAGAGGUGGUGCUGGCCGGGACGAAUACGGUGGACAGGAGGAGAGUUAUGGUGGAUGGAAUGAAUCAGCCAGGGACUUUUAGAGUGAAGGAGGGAUUUAUUUAUCUUAAUUACUCUUGUAACAGAAUAUAAUGUGUUGGAUCAAUUUGGUAAACUUUUUAUCACUCUGGUGUGGUUAUUUGAUGACAUUGUGCUUUUAACUAUGUCUCUUACAUGUUUGGUUUCUUUCUUCA
Messenger RNA from Arachis ipaensis, 638 nucleotides. The record is from RefSeq and is a predicted model, not a curated record. Lineage: Eukaryota; Viridiplantae; Streptophyta; Magnoliopsida; Fabales; Fabaceae.